GUGGCGGCUUUCCUGUUCUGCAUGCAUUUCGCAGUGCUCCCUCCCGUUCUCAACGGCCUGACGCACCCCGGCGGGCCCGGGCCGCGGCAGGCCUCCCGGGAGGCCGCCGACGCGCUGGCCCGGUGGGCGUUCCGCGGCACGGCAGGCCUCAACAUCGUGUUCGCUCUGUUGGGCGCCCCGCUCUCGAGGCAGCUGACCCUGGCCAGCACGGAGGCCGCGCCGGCGCCGGUGCCCGCGUGGCUGCCGCGCCUGGCGAGGGCCGCGCUGGGCGCCGGGGGCGUGGCCCUCUGCCCGAGCGUGCUCGCGCCCGCCGUGGAGAUGAGCAGGCUGGCGCUGCCGCGCUUGCCGCGCUGCGCGGCGUGCGCGGUGGCCUGCUGCACCGCCGCGGUGUGGGCGCGGGCCGGCGGCCUCGAAGAGGUGACCGCGCUCGUGGGCAGCACCGUGCAGUGCCUCCUGGCCCUCGUGGUGCCCGCCUCGCUGGCCCUGUGGACCAUGCCGUGGCAGACCGCGCGGCGCCCCUGGCAGACCACCCGCAGGGUGGGGUUCAUCCUGGCCGGCGUCGCGAUGGUGGCCGCCUCCGUGUACGCGCUGAGCCGGCCCCUGUUCCACCGCGGGUGA
Messenger RNA from Prorocentrum cordatum, 618 nucleotides. The record is from the annotation of a GenBank genome assembly. Lineage: Eukaryota; Dinophyceae; Prorocentrales; Prorocentraceae.